UUCUCCUCUUAAUGCUCAUCUACCAAAACCCAGAUGAUUUUCUUAAUUGAUUGACCUGUUUUAAUUUAGCAUGGAGUUGAGGAACAUAUAAAGAAUCUUAAAAUCUUGUGAUUCUAAAUUAAAGAUAUAUUAAAUCUAUUCAAAUAUCUUUUGAUGUUAUAGUUUUAAACACGUCUAAGUAGAAAAUUGAAAUUAAGGAAAUGCUAAAAAGAGAAAUAUUAGUUUGCAAUGGACUAAAAUGAAAUUACUUCACACAAAUUGAAAUGUAUGGUCACUUGUCCAAAGAAUAUUCCACGCGGGUAGCCAUUGACUUAGUUGUGCCAUUACGUCACACUUUAUUUUGAAUGUUGGAUUUAUUGUUAAAACUUAGACAAGUCAACACGUCUUAGAUAUUGGCUUUUCGUGUUUUUUUAUUUGAAUACAUCCUAACAAUUUUGAGCAGUUCAUUGACAAGACAAACUUAUUAAGAGAGAUCGAGCGCGAUAGAAGCUUGAGAUGGAGAGGGAGAGAGUUGUUGCUCAAGCUCGAGUAUGGGCUGCUAUUCAAGAGGAAGCCCAUAAAAGAGCUGCAUUUGAAGCUCAAGUACGGGCUGUUAUUCAAGAGGAAGCCCAUAAUAGAGCUGCAUUUGAAGCUCGAGUACGGGGUGCUAUUCAAGGGGAAGCCCAUAAAAGAAAUGCAUUUGAAGCUCGAGUACGGGCUGCUAUUCAAGAGGAAGCCCGUAAAAGAGAUGCAUCUGAA
Molecule: messenger RNA, 738 nt
Organism: Capsicum annuum
Lineage: Eukaryota; Viridiplantae; Streptophyta; Magnoliopsida; Solanales; Solanaceae
Source: RefSeq, a predicted model, not a curated record